AUGGAAUCACUCAGUGCCAAGGGACUCGUCGCAUUACCCCAGGAAAUCAUCGAGGCCAUCUUGGUCGAAAUCCGUCCAUCUAGUCUCCGGUCUGUCAGUCAUGUGUCUCGCAGUCUGCGUUCGAUAUGCCUACCGUUUUUGUACCGCUCGAUAGUGCUUCGGGAUCCCAACCAGGCAGAGACGUUCCUCGCGACACUUUCUCAGUCACAGCAUUCGAUUCCCCCUCUUGUUCGGGAACUGCAAAUUCAUUACCACAACACACUUGAUGAGAAAGACCAACCAACUACGUCUCCGGAGCACAUUGAUCCCAUCAUUGCGAAAUUAUCUAGCCUAGAAUCGCUAGUAAUCAAAAGCGACUUUUUUGAUUAUACAGCCGCGGCGAAAUUUAGCCUAUUACGCCAACCUGAAUUGUUCCCCUCUCUUACUUCAUGUCAUAUUGGAUUUGAUGUCGGGCAUCUUCAAACCUGGUACCUCUUUCCGUACGAGGGGCUGCUCUACCAUCCGGGCCUACGAAGUCUCACUUUCUCAGGAGCUGCAGUCCAGACAUCCUCACAGCAGCCCCAGACCACUCGAUCAACGCAACUUGAAGAACUACGCUUCCUGAACUGUGACCUCCAUGCUUCUGAAUUAGCAGAUAUGCUCCAGUUCCCUCGUGCGCUGAAACAUUUCACCCUCAAAGGCCAGGGACCAGACCCUAUCAUCACCCCGCGCUUCAGUGAAUCUGAUCGCACGGAGUAUCUCGAUGCUCUAAAGCCUCACGCCUUGUCACUUGAAAGCUUAGAUCUAGAUCUUGACCUUGACUGGGAAGAUCCAUUGGACAUGAGAGAUUUUGUUGCUCUCAAGCGGCUGACCAUAACCCCAAGAAUGGCUAUAGGGGAUGAUACCGAAGAGGAGGAAUUGGAUGGGCGUACUAGGUUCACUCCCUGGAAAGAAUUACUUCCGCAGUCCCUGACGCAUCUGACUUUUCGCAACGACGAGGCUGUUUUCCCUCUCGAUGCUAUCUACGACAUCAUACGUGAUGGGGAUCUUCCCAAUUUGACUUCCUUCACUUGCGAAAUGCUUCAAGACACGCCUGAAUAUGGCGUUUCCUGCACCCCGGACGAGCUCUUGGCCAAACAGUACCACAACGGGUCGUCUUUCUCCCAGGCGUUUGGUCAACUGGGGGUUCAGCUGUCCGUCGUUCAAGUUAAAGAUUCCGUGGCCAUGGUGGAGAACGAGCAUUGCCCAUGCCCCUGCUGGACUUAUCGACAUCGAUUUGGGAGCGGCGUACCGUGGUGA
Messenger RNA from Penicillium lagena, 1278 nucleotides. Its product is annotated as F-box protein. Lineage: Eukaryota; Fungi; Ascomycota; Eurotiomycetes; Eurotiales; Aspergillaceae. The transcript has 2 exons. The record is from RefSeq and is a predicted model, not a curated record. Gene Ontology annotation, molecular function: protein binding. The coding region runs from base 1 to 1278 and encodes 425 amino acids.